AUGUACAGGGCGCCGGGUUGUGUAAGCACGCCUCGUUUGGCCGCAUCACCUACAUCCAAGGCAUUUUUCAGGUUGGGGCGGGUGCCCGUCAAAUGGCUCGCUCAUGUUCAAGCAAGGAUCGGAAGCUUUCCGAAUCAACGUGCCGCAGCAUGCGCUGACGCGAGUUGCGGAGAGGCGGGCGUUGGGAGAGGACGGCCACCGCGGCCGAGCCGUGCCCCGUGCGGAGGCCAUCUUUCAUGCUCCCCACCCCCUCAUCCGAUAACAUGUCACAUAAGAGGCAGCGUUGCGUGUUUCCUUUCGUUGUCGGAAUCGAGAGUGAUGGUUCAUGGUUCAUGCAGUUUGUUUCCUGCCGCAGGAGGGGGGGCGGCGAGGAAAGAGUCAGCUCCAUACGCUAUGACAGCAUGGUCUCCAACUGAGCACAUGGAUGUGACCCCGAACGAGGGUUUUUACCCAGGAGGGCUUUGGUUAGUCUCUCUCGUUGUAUUUAAUAGACCGCCGUCGCGCGUUUUGACGUCUACGGCGGACGUAUGCACGCCCGGUGGAUUCCAACUGCAGCUCAGCUCAUCUUCGGUCGAUCAAAUUCGCUAG
This is a messenger RNA of Colletotrichum higginsianum IMI 349063, 588 nucleotides long. RefSeq lists its product as uncharacterized. The transcript is spliced from 2 exons. The coding region runs from base 1 to 588 and encodes 195 amino acids. NCBI's taxonomy places the organism in Eukaryota, Fungi, Ascomycota, Sordariomycetes, Glomerellales, Glomerellaceae. The record is from RefSeq and is a predicted model, not a curated record.